AUGUUUUCACAUUUAUCUGAUUAUCAAUUGAUUGAAAGUCCUCAUUCACUUUACCAAAAUGCAAUUCACAUAAAAAGCAAAAGGAAUGUGUUGAUUCAUAUGUUUAGUGUUGACGAACAAAAGGUUGGAUCAGACUUUUCAGGUAGAUUAACCAGUUUUGUAAAGGAUCUCGAUCAUCUCCAUAUUGUCAGGGUCUAUGAGAUUUUUGAAGAAAAGCCAAAUCUCUUCAUUGUUCUUGAGUCUAGAAAUGCCUGGAAUAGACUCUCUGACUCAUUGACAUCCACCGAGUGGAAACAGUACAGUGUUGCUACUUUCGAGGAUUUGGCACGUCGUCUCUUCCAACAGCUGGUUUCCGCUAUCGAUUUUUACCAAUCAAACAUUGUGAUGAAACAUGGUGAUAUCGUGCUGGCACCCGGUAUUAACGAUAAGGACCAUCGACACUUGACAGCUGACUCGAUUCUCUAUGACCCUCAGACCAAGUCAUUGGCGAUACACCCACUGGAUCUCUAUGUAAAUACAAUCAGCCUGCAACCAUAUGAUUAUGUCCAUUCAUGUGGAGAGGUACUCUACGAGAUACUCUAUCCAGAUCGUUACGAUCCUAAAGAAAUUCGUCUUCAUCCAUGGUUCAAUAUUGGUCUUCCUUCCUAUUUGUAUAAAAAUAAUAACCAUUUGAAACCAUCUCAUAAUACAGGCAGAAGUAUUUUCGAUGAACCAAGAUCACUUGAUCACUUGACAACAUUUGAUUAUAAAUCAGUUGUAAAGAGAAUAAAGAAUCAAGGUUUAGACUCACUUGAAAACUUUCAAUUCUUUUGUAGAAAUGCAGAGCCAAUCAAGAUGGAUAUCAAUUGGAUUGACUUGGCAACUAGAGUUGGACUGUCUGUUCUAAAAGUAGAGCAUUUGCAAAAGAUCUUAGAGUGUGAUCCGUCCACAAAGAUUUUGGUCUUUUAUCUUUUGAUACAAAUAAUCAAGUCUUUCACCUUUAUAGUUGAUGACAGCUCUGAAAAUGAAAAGAAAUCACUUGAAUUUACAAAUUAUUUCAUUUCUCUUUACCAUGAAAUGGCAAAGUCUCCACCACCCCCAUCGACUGCUCAAUCACCAGAUGUCAAAUCGGAUACCAAUAGCCAUGGUGAUCCAAACAAACCGCACUCACUUAAGCUAGUUGGAUCUGCCAAGAGACAUUUAUCUUAUUCCACAGUUCAUACCAAUUCAACAACAAUGAAACUACCAGAUUAUAAUGAUAUAGUACUGUUAACAGAUACUGAGCAGAAUCAAUGUGGUGGAUUUUGGUUGGAUGGCCCAAUUCAACUUAAAGAUGGAUUCAUUUGUAGUUUUAUUUUCACAUUAAAUCCAAUGCCAAAUGAGAAGAAGGGUGCUGAUGGAUUUGCAUUGGUCAUACAAUCGGAAUCAAAUACUGCAUACCAACCAAGUGCACUUGGUUCAAAAAAGGGUUACGGAAUGUUUAUAAACUGUGUUGCCAUCGAGUUUGAUACAUAUAGAGCAUAUCCAAACCAUUUCAUUUCAAUACAAUCUAGUGAUAAGAACCCAAAUGAUACAUCUGGUGUUUGUGAGCAGCAACAUUCCCUUACUGAUCGUUUCAUCACCAAUAAUAUUGGAGUUGAAAUGAACGAUGGAAAAGAUCACCAAGUGGUAGUCGUCUAUCUCAGAGAGUCGAUAACUGUUUUCGUGGAUGGAAAAACAGUAUUCAAAUGCUUCGAUCACGAUGUCCUCAAGGCUGUAGUUGGCACAGAGACAAAACCAGUCUAUAUUGGAGUUACGGGUGCCACUGGAGGUAUUUGUCAAAGACACUUCAUAAGUCUAUUUUCAUUCCAAACCUACAAUCAUAAAUUAUUUAUCAAACCUCUUGAUAAGAGUCUUGUUAUAACCGAGAAAUUUGGAUCCAAUUGCAAUAGGAUUGUUGAUGUAUUCCGUUGGAUUGACUUCAAGUUGGUUGGUGAUUCCAAGGAGGUCAACGAAUUAAAUCCACAUGUCAGUUUCUCUCGUGGUGCAAUCUGGUCAAAAGACCAAUUUAAACUUAAAGAUGGUUUCAUUUCAACUUUCAAGAUUGGAUCCUCUUCUUCCAAUGGUCAAGUUGAUAAUCCAUUUUCAUUCGUUUUACAACCACUCUCCAAUUCUGAAUACACUCCUAGCCAAUCACAGAGUUUUGUCAUCAAGUUUGAAAAGGAUACGGUAUCUCUCUAUCUCCAUAGCACUUUGAACAAAGAGUCACACUAUCCAUUCUUUUCAUAUAUGACACCUGGUCUGAACGUCGAUGAUAAUGAAGAUCACGAUAUUGUUGUGCGUUAUACUGGUUCCAGAUUAACACUCUCCAUUGACAAUGUUGUUAUCAUUGAACAAUUGGACUUUAACAUCCAAAAGUUUCUGAACCACAACUCACCCUAUAUUGGUAUUUCGGCCUCAAUUUCCAAUGGAAAAUCACACCAACUAAAAUAUUUUUCCAAUUUGGUUUUCGUUAUUGACCAGAAAUUUGUGAAUGACCACAUUGGAUAUGAGAUAAUGGAGUUACUAUUCUUGGCCAAUCCACAUAACAUCAGAAGUCAUUUCAUAGACCAACAACCAAUGAAUACAUUUUUCACGCCCAUCGAAAUAUUAGAGAGUAAUAUUGGAGAUAUAAGCCAAUACGAUAGACUCUAUGCAAUGGCGGAACAGAAUUUCUUAUUCUCUCAAAAGACAAAAUCUCAGAUCAUUGAGAGAGCAUCUGGUCAGAGUGAUAGUAAAUAUUUGGAUUUACUAAGUAUGAUUCCAGUAGAUCAAAAUGAUACCGAUCUACUUCUACACAAUGUAAUGUCAACUACCAAGACAGUUACUCCAGUAACCAUACGUAUUCUCUCAAAUGCAAUUGAUGAAUCAGGUUUGGAUCAAAAAGAUGGAAAGAGCAACAUCUUUGUCAAAUACUAUCAAUAUAUUUGGAAUGCAUUUUCCAAAAAUAACAUCAAGGAAUUGAUGGAAAACCACAGUCUCUACACUGAACUUCUUGAUAUAAUCGCUGUUAUUCUUUCAAAUGGAUUCAAUGAUAUCCCAGAAAAAGUAGUACAGUCUCUCUUUGAUAGUCUAUCGUUCUGCAUUUCGAAUCCAUCGAAACAAAAUGAUACCUAUUCUCAAACCAUUUCCAGUCUUAUUAAAAGAUUACCUCAAACUCCAUCUUUGGUUGCAAUGUACCAGUCCUUUGUUAGGUCAUUGGAUUUCAACACCAAAACAAUCAUCUCGAUUAUUUCAAUGUUCCCAUUCCAUUUUACAAAUAAUGAAGAUGUCAUUCAACUCUUUGCAGAGUACACCAACAAACUCUUUAAGUUCUUGGAAAUCAAAUCAUCUCAAUCUCAGAGGGAUUUCGAUAUAGCUGUGCUUGUGAUAAAGAUCAUGCAUCUUCAUAUCCAAUUGGUUAUCAAAGUCACUCAGGAGACUAUUGAUAGACCACCCUUAGAGACACUACAGAUGUUGUUACUUGUCGUAACCAAGAGCUAUUCAUCUUAUCUUGACGAUGACGAAGGAUCCGAAAGUGAAAACGAUGAAAAAGAGGAAGAAAUCAUUGAUAGUCAAAUCGAAUUGGAUCUUUCGAAAUAUUCCAAGAUUAUGGAAAGAUUUUCGACUAUAUCAGAGGAGAAUAUUUUCUAUUUGAUAGAUAUUCAGACUACAUUUAGAUAUCCUCUUAAGAGUCUCACUGAAAUCCUUUCCAUUCUCAAUGUGGAAUUAAAGUUCACUGAUAUCAACCGGUUGGUUCAACUUGAAUUAGCUGAAACACCUCUCGAGUACAUCAGACUCCAAUGGAUCAAGUCAAUUCAUCCAUUUUCCAAGCUAGAGGAUCCUGCUUUAAAUCAAAUGAAAAAGUUUGGAUAUCAAACUCUACUCUGGCUAAUUGAGUGUAUCAAAGAUGAGGCAAAACUACAAGAGUUUUCAAAUUAUCUUGGAUUAUUCUCUCAAUUCGAAAUCGAUGGAUUUGAAUCGGACUAUCUUAUUUCAAGUUCCUUUAAUGAGAACAACAACCUAAAUCAAUGGAAACAGUCACUUGGUGAAUUUGUUAUCAAUCAAUAUUAUAUGGAUGUUAGUUUCAAAGAAUACUCGGAUUCUGAAUUAUUUUUGGAGCUAAAGUCCAAAAUGGCAGAGUUACUAUUCACUGGUGACUGGACAUUGGCAACGAUUGAACCCCUAAUUCAAAAGACACUCGUCAAUCCAACCACAAUCAAUUCAGAUCUAAUGAAAACAUCAAUUAGAAUUCUGCAUACCAUUCUUAACUAUCAAUUAAGUAAAGAUGAUUGUAACUCUAGAUUUGAUACUGUUUCAUCAUUCUUUACAUAUCCUAUCAACUACCAAGCAGAGAAAUUCGAGGAAUUAGUAUUGGAUAAAUUCUUUGUGCCAAGUUAUCACAAGAAUAUCAUCCAGUUGAUUAAAGAAUUUAAAGUUGUUAAUUCAACAUUCCCAACUCUUAUAUUGCUCAAUCAAUAUCAUCAAGUAAAUGUUAGAAUCAACAAUGGUGACAAUUUCAUCGACCCAAUGAUGUUGCAACAAGGGAUCUACUCUGUUUUGAAAAUUGACGAGCAAUUAAGUAUUCUUAUAAAGGCAUGUCAAGAAACAAUGAAAAUUAAAAUCAGAGAGACACAGGUUAUUGCCAUGCUUCUUCUGAUGAGUAAGCCAAACAACUCUGGAAGGUUACUUCAAAUGAAUACUGGUGAAGGUAAAUCAUUGGUCAUUGCAAUGUUGACAGCACAUUUGGCACUACUUGGACAUGUUGUCGAUGUUAUUACAACUACUUCAGAGUUGGCAGUACCACGUUUUACACAAGCCAUUCCAUUAUUUAUGAAAUUGAAAUUGGCAGAGUAUAUACCAUUGUUGGAUUUCAAGAUUAAGUAUUCUGGAAUUAGUGAAUAUCAAAGUCGUCUCCUACAGAAUAGAUUCAACCAUUCAGAGGACUCCUUUAACACCAAUAAUCGAUUUGCAAUUCUAGAUGAAGUCGACUCUAUGCUUCUGGAUGGUAACGAUUCAGUUGUCAUGCUGACAGGUCCAACACCAGGUAUCGAUUGUUUGAUUCCAAUCCUUGCAUCGAUUUGGGUUCAAAUGGAGCACAUAGAGAAUAAGAUUGCAUUUUCAGAUGAUGGAGAACUAUGCUAUGUCGAUGAAGUUAGCCGUGACGCAAAUGGAAAUCUUAUAUCAGAGGAUCAGCAAACCUACGAGUUCUACCCUAUCCAAGGUGAACCUGAAGAGUUUAUAAAGCUAUCUACAGAAGAACAUAUUCGAAAGAUCAUUAGGGACACUGAUGGUCUAUCGAAAAUGAAUAUUGCCCAAGCAAGAAAGACCAUUCCCAACGAUUAUCCUCGACAAAACAUUCCAAAUCAUUUACAAUCACUUGUAAAAGAGAGUUUAGUAAGCAAAUGGAUUGAUAGUGCGUACACAGCGAAAUUCGAGAUGGAGGUAAACAAACAUUACAUUCUAGAUAACAAGGAAAUCAAGUCUGUAGAUGCUUUGAAUUCAGAGAAAUUUGUAAUCAACACCAAGUGGAGAAAUGGACUUCAGCAAUUCCUUCAGCUUAAACAUGGUGUCAAGAUCACUCCAGAAAACCUCACAUCCAACUUUAUUUCCAAUAUUUCCUAUAUCAAACUAUACAAAAACAACUUGUUUGGUCUUUGUGGAACACUUGGCGCACCAGAGGAAAGAACUCUGCUUCAAAAUACCUAUAAUGUAGACUCUAUUGUCAUUCCACCAUUUAUGAACAAACAAAUGGUUGAAACCAAACCAAUUGUUGUUCAUGAAGACAAUAUGGAUAAAUGGUAUAGUUCUAUUGUGUUCCAAACUCUAUCGAUGAUAUCAUCCAGAAGGGCGGUAUUAAUCAUUGCUGAAUACAUAUGUCAAGUAGACGGACUCAAUACUCGACUAUCCAAAGUUAUUCCAACCAACCAAAUCAAACUAUAUAAAUUUGGAAAUGAACCAUUUGUCAUUGAUAGACCUGUUCUUCCCGGUGAAGUCAUUAUCUCUACCAGUAUGGCGAGCAGAGCUAUCGAUUUAAAUUCAGAUAAAAUUGAAUCGUUUGGUGGACUUCAUAUUUGUAUGACACAUAUCCCAAAGAGCGAAAGAGUAUUGCAAGAGAGCUUUGGAAGAACAUCAAGAACCGGUAAUAGAGGAACUGUUCAAUUCAUUCUCUUGGAUCAAGAGCAAAAUAGUUCAUUCGAUCAAAUCAAACUCUGUAGAUCAGAGCUUGAGUCCAAGAAAUUGAAGAGUGCAGUCACAGAAAUUCAACAAAUUUCCAAAAAAGACAACAUCUUUGGCAGAUACUGUAAAUACAGAGAAUCAAUUGCCAACAAUUACAAAACGAAUGGAGCGGAAUACAUACUUCAAGGACUGGAUGAGAGAUUUGCCAUUUGGUUUAAAAAGUAUGAAGAUAUCACCAUUGAUUUAUCUACCGAUCCAUAUCCAGAUUUCGAAAAGAAAUUAAUCAACGAGUUGAAUCAAUCGAAUGUCAUCACCAAUCCAUACUUUUACAUCAUGCGUGGAAAUUACCUUUGCGUAAAUAACAAGGACCAAGAGGCAUACAAUGAAUACACCAAAGCAAUUCAAAUUGAAUCGAACUUCAUUGCCAAUGCAUACUACAAUCGUGCACAUACUAUUUUGAAAAUGGACAAGCAGCGAUCUUGGGAAACCAACACAUCGAAACCAAAUCCAAUUGAAGAUCUCAAGGCUGCCAAACGUGUGAUCGAAGACACUCUUGAAUCACAGUGGUUUAUCUUAACUCAGGCAUCAGACUCACCUAUUUUGGCUGUUCAAGUUCGUAACAUUAUGUAUCUCUACGGAAUGUUGAAGGGAACCAUUGAAGAUUUAAUUGGAUACCAAGACUACGACAAAGAUAAAGCAACAUUAACCAAAGAGAUGAACGAAAGAAAAGGUCUUACAGAGAAGGAUAAAGAAGAAAUCAGAAAAGAAAUUUUGGAUUUGGAAAAGCGUAGAGACACAAAAGGACUCAUUCAAGUUGGAGCUGAAGGUACAAUCGAUACUGUCAAAUUAUUGACCUUUAAUCAACUAUUACCUGAAGGUGAAGAUGAAAGACAAUUUAAAGAUGAAUUCAAAUUGUUCUCUAUUGAUGGUUAUAUGGGCUGCAUUCGUUUGGAUAUCAAGUUACCGAAGCCUGGUAUUCAAUGGUUCAGUGUCAUUGGAUUGGUUCUUCUUGGUGCAGCUCAAUUUGUUGCAGGUGCAGUAAUCACUGUUUUCACAGAAGGAAUUGGCUCACCAGUUGGUGUACCUCUCAUGGCAGAAGGUAUUUCCGAUAUCAUUACCGCAAUACAUGAAGGAGUCAUUGAUAGAACCUUUAGCUGGAAACAAUGGGGAAUUGAAAAGGCAAUUAGUGUCACUGUUUCUUUGAUUACUGCAGGACUUGGUUCGCUUAAAGCUGUUGGAAAGGUUGCCGUCCAGGCAGGAAAGAAGGUAUUCUCCAAAGCAUCUGGCAAGAUAUUAGCAAAUGCUUCAAGAAAGUAUGCAUAUAGUGGUUUGCUUAAGUAUGGUGCAAAAUCAGUGACUGCCAAACAAUUGAUCAAGAAAACAAUGGCAAUUGCAAUAAGAGACCAAGCUAUCGAGUAUUCAUUAACACAAGGACUUAACUAUGUUAGUGACCAGCUUUUUAUUCCAACUCUAAUCAAAUUCAUCAAAUCAGAGAUUCAUCCAAUCAUUCAACAACGUUUCAAUGGAAAUCAAAAACUCAAGGGUUUGAUGACAAAUGAAGUAGAUGAACAUUUGGUAUCUAAUAGACUAUCGGCAUUGAUUGAAACUGAAGAGGAAGGAAUAUUCUAUAAGAUUUCCACAGGUAUCGCAAGUGGAUUGAUACAUAGCAAAUCUGUCAAGAUAUCUAUUCUAUUUGAUAUUCUCAAAGCUUUGAAGGCGGCCAACGAUCUCAGAACCAUGUUGCCAGAAUUUUUGGAUAAAUCAGACAAGGAAAUUGAAAAGGCAACCACUGCUAAACCAUUAAACAGUACUGUUCAAGCAAGAAUUGAUCAAUUGGUAGACAAUAUGGUUAAUCUAUUGGCCAUUCAAAUGUCAGAUCAAAUCAAAUUCUAUAUGGUCAAUCCAAUUAGUAGAAGGGUUGCAAAUCAUAUUGUUACCAAAUCUUUCAAGGGUGACAAUAAGCAACAUCAAGAUGCUCUGCAAGCAUACUACUCUUCGGUUAUUCAACAAAAGAUUGCUAAUGGUAAAACACCUUUGGCACCCAUCACACAUCUAGAUGAAAAUCAAUCUAAACAAUUGGUAGACCAACAAAUCGAGAAUGUAAAGAAAGAAGGUGAACUUGGAAUUGUCCAUUUUGAAGCACUGAGCAGCAUACUCAAACAACCAAUUGUUAUCCACGAUGAAAAUGGAGAUGUUACAGUUUAUAACAGUUCAACAAACAAGGAUCAAAUGCCACCAAUUGAACUUGAAUAUGUCCCACCCAACAAAGAUAACAAGAGUGGUCAUUGGAUUCCAAAAGGAGAGGAUCACUCUUGGAAACUUCCAGGAGGAGGCAAGAAAAACAAUUGCUCACUUGAUGCAAUCAUCUAUAGUAGAGAAAGAGAUGGUAUCCACAAUGAUUUCGACCAAACUCUCCUCAGAAGCAAAUUGGUGGCUUUCAUGGAGAGUCCGAGCGGAAGAACUUCACUCAACAAACAAGCCUACUAUAUCAAGGUACUAGAGGAGACCAAGAAGCACUGGUUGUAUGAAGGAGGUUCUAGAAUAAAGACCAAGAGAAUUAGAGCUAAAGGCAAAAUCAAGUAUAGUCUAUUAGGAAAAAUGACUGUCAAUUUUGCAAAACUAGAUUGGAGAAAACGAUUCCAGAGCAAAGGAAAAGGAGGACUACAUGAAUUGAUCCCAAUGAAUAUGAGAGCCAAGAAUGGAGUAUGCGAUCAAAUCAUGAGUAAUUGUCAACCGGCUGCCAGUAAACUCCUAAUUAAGUUCCUCAACGAGGGAAGAAUACACACUGCUGCCGUCCUAUUCAGAGGUACCAAAGCGAACAAAUUAGUUGACGGUGCCAUGCAUUCGAGCAAUAUAAAAUCCAUUUUUACGACUCAGACCCAAUCCCAAUUUCAUGACCUUCUUAGGAAGCCACUACAAGAUUUGCUAAAAGAAACCAAGGGUAAAGGCAAAACGGUCACAAUAGCUCAAAUCAAAAAUACAAUCAAGUCUAUUGUGCAAACUCAGUUGGAUAAUACUUAUAGUGGCAAGCAAAAACCAGAUAAAUAUCUAAACCACAUAAUGACUAAUGCUCAAAGACUGGGAUUCAAUUAUUUUGUAUCAAUCAAUCGUGAUUACCUCAAGAAAUUGGCAAGAUCAUACAAAGUUACAUUGGACAAGCCAUCACCAACUAUUGGACCAGCUAAACCAAAAGACACAAUGGAUAUCGAGUUCAAAUUGCCAUAA
Heterostelium album PN500 is the source of this 9381-nucleotide messenger RNA. RefSeq lists its product as uncharacterized. The coding region runs from base 1 to 9381 and encodes 3126 amino acids. The record is from RefSeq and is a predicted model, not a curated record. Lineage: Eukaryota; Evosea; Eumycetozoa; Acytosteliales; Acytosteliaceae. Gene Ontology annotation, molecular function: protein kinase activity; ATP binding; ABC-type protein transporter activity. Gene Ontology annotation, cellular component: membrane. The transcript is spliced from 5 exons. Gene Ontology annotation, biological process: protein phosphorylation; protein targeting; protein import.